This is a messenger RNA of Striga hermonthica, 1290 nucleotides long. The record is from the annotation of a GenBank genome assembly. NCBI's taxonomy places the organism in Eukaryota, Viridiplantae, Streptophyta, Magnoliopsida, Lamiales, Orobanchaceae.
AUGCCGGAAUGUCUUUGUUAUAUAUUUCACCAUAUGGCAAGUGAACUUCACGGUAUGUUAACCGGUGCUGUAAGCUUGACGACUGGAGAAAUAGUGAAGCCAGCAUAUGGAGGAAAAUCCGAGGCUUUCUUAACCGAUGUUGUUUCUCCGAUAUAUGAAGUUAUUCGUCAGGAAGCUAUGAAAAACAGAGAUGGGACAACCGAUCACUCGACGUGGAGGAAUUAUGAUGACUUGAAUGAAUUUUUCUGGUCUCCCGAGUGCUUCGAGCUCGGUUGGCCCAUGAAUUCGAAUCACGAUUUCUUUUUUGUCGACACUUCGAAAGAUGACAAAGAGAAGAAAACUCCAACACCAAACAGAAAUACUCGUGAAGAAGAUAAUGAUGAAAACGUUAGAGAUGUGGAAAUGGGAGCCAAUGUUGUUAAACCCCAAGAACCAAAAUGGCUCGGCAAGACGAAUUUCUCCGAGAUUCGUUCAUUUUGGCAGGUUUUCAGAAGCUUUGAUAGAAUGUGGAGCUUCCUUAUUUUAUCACUGCAGGCAAUGAUAAUUAUGGCCUCACAUGAAUUGGACUCUCCUUUAAAACUACUCGACACGACUGUACUCGAGGAUGUCAUGAGUAUUUUCAUAACAUCAGCUGUCGGCCUUCUCUACUUCUUGUCAUGCUUCUGGGGCUUCUACCCGGUUUUCGAGGCCAUAUUCACUUUUCCUCAAGAGCGCACGAUGCUCGAAAAGGAGCGGUCGUCGGGCACGUACCGCCUCUCGUCCUUCUUCAUGGCCCUCACCCUCGGCGACCUCCCGACCGUCCUCGUCCUCCCAACCGCCUUCUACACGGCGGUUUACUGGAUGGCGGGCCUCAAGCCCAGGCCCGGCCCAUUCCUAUCGGGCCUUGCGGUGACCCUUUACGGCGUGUUGUGCGCGCAGGGCCUGGGCCUCGUCAUCGGGGCACUCGUCAUGGACGCCAAGUCAGCGAACGCGCUGGCGUCGGUCGUGGUGCUCGUCUUCCAGCUGACGAGCGGUUUCUACGUGCAGAGGAUGCCCGGGUUUAUCGGGUGGAUACGGUAUGGGUCGAUCAUGCAGUACACGUACAAGCUGUACCUCGGGACGCAGUACGGUCCGGGCCAGACGUAUCCGUGCGGGCCGGGUCGGGUCUGUCAUGUGGCGGAUUUUCCGGCGGUGCAGGCUGUUGGGCUCGGCGGGAAAGGGGUGUGCGUGGCCGCGUUGGGGCUGAUGCUGGUGGGGUAUAGGGUGGUUGCUUACGUGGCGCUGAUGAGGAUUGGGGUGACGGGGAAAUAA